Drosophila takahashii is the source of this 1608-nucleotide messenger RNA. Lineage: Eukaryota; Metazoa; Arthropoda; Insecta; Diptera; Drosophilidae. The record is from RefSeq and is a predicted model, not a curated record.
CGGUAAUAACUAAUAAUAAUGAAUAAUACCUUCAGUGCGCCGAAGGUUCAUAUCAAACAAAAUGAAUCCAUUUUUUAAAUUUAAAAAUAAAUACAAAUAAUUUAAUAAUUUUAAACUUAAAAGCAAGCAGUGCGCAGUUUAGCGUUAGUGUAUUUUAAAGAAGAAAAGUAAUCGAUAGUGGUGAACUCAUCGAUACAUCGAUACGCUUGCUGACUUACGUUUGUUUACCUUUCCUUACGUUUUUUAAAACAACAAAAAAAAACAAAUGGUAAGAUUCGCGAAUGUUGCUUCGGAUUAAUAUUAAUAGUUGUGCAAAUUGUCAGGGCAAAAAGCGAGCAUGGCCAUGGCCAAGACGGGCUCGGCAGAGACGGCCUGCUUCCCCUCUUCGCAAAACUGCAGCGGCGCGAGCCCACAAAGGUCCCCAACACGCGAGCUGGCGGUGUAAACCUACAAGUUCAUCAAGGAGCUGGGCCGCCUUAUGGAGCUGAAGACUAUUCUGGUUCUUGGUGGCGACUCCAGGGACUCCAGGCCGUUUUCUCCACUUGUGUGUGGAAAUGGACUUAGAGCUGAAUUUCGAAGUGUUCUUUGAAACGGGCUCCGGCGAGCAGCUUAACGAAACGCUGCACAGAUUGCCGACUUCCCGUCAGAUGGCCAUGUUUUUGGCCACUCUGCCAAAGCUUUUGGUGGAAUCUGCCCGCGCAGGCCUGAUCGACCCAGGCCUAACUCGCUUGGACGUCGAGUCCAUACUUUCGGACGGACACGCUCUAAAGUUUAUUUGCUGCCGACCGGACGACCGCUACACAGGUCUCGUGGUUCUUCAUAAGUACGUUAUUCCUGUGGAGACGCAGACCGUGGUGUUGUCAGCGAAAACGCUUACAAAAAAUACCUGAAAUGAUCUCAGUAAGAUCCCAGUUAGCAUCAACUGAUGCCAACGCGCGUGAUUUAUUAGUCGGCGGACGAGCACACAAAGGAUGGGCCUGCCAUUAACACCUUUGAGCGUCAGGCGAAGAAUGCCGACAUGAAACACAAGCCUGGGCAAAGUGCAGGACUAAGUCGGGCUAAGUCCGGUGCAUGGACUCCAGAAUGAAGGAGUAGUGAAAAUGCAGAUAGUGAUAAUGACAAUGUUAAGCCUCAGUCGCGAGUGGAAUUAAUUAAAAAGUGCAGCGAGGACCACGCCGAACGAAAAACGAUGGGCGCAUGCGUAGCGUGCUGAAGACUCAUCGUCAAAAAACUCAAGAGGUAUGACAUUUAUCUUAUUCCUAUGAUUAAGCUUUUUAUAUGAGUUUUGAAAGGCAUUUGGCCAGGCACAUUGCAAAGCUUUUUGCCAGACUUUUUCUAGGCUUAUUGCCUUUUAUUGAUUUUUGCCUGGCUUGUUGCUACUUUUGAAAAGGGCUUCAUCCUGAAAUAAAUACUCAUAUAUUAUAAAAACAGGAUAGGUAGCUGUAUGGAAACAGGCAGACAGACGUCACUAUAUCAACUCGGCUAGUGAUACUGAUUAAAAGUAAAUCAGGUACGUAAGUACCAUGUUCAUAUGAAUAAACAUGUGUACUUCCCAAAACUGGUUAUAAAUUAUACUCAUCAAAUGAAGACAUUAACAAUAUGGAUAAA